Molecule: messenger RNA, 912 nt
Organism: Aspergillus thermomutatus
Lineage: Eukaryota; Fungi; Ascomycota; Eurotiomycetes; Eurotiales; Aspergillaceae
Product: putative mitochondrial tricarboxylate transporter (Ctp)
Exons: 4
Coding region: 1-912 (303 amino acids)
Biological process (GO): mitochondrial citrate transmembrane transport
Source: RefSeq, a predicted model, not a curated record
AUGUCAUUGGCCACCAACUUCCGAACAAUGACUCAGCCUGUGCCAGACAAGCCAAGUUCACUUCAGCAUCAUAUUCGUACCCCGCAGUGGGUCUCUUUAAUUGCCGGCGGAGUUGCUGGGGGCGUGGAGGCAGCAGUGACGUACCCGUUUGAAUAUGCGAAAACCCGUGUUCAACUCCUGCAGGGCCGCACGGCGGUCACUUCCUCGAGUCCGCUGCACCUGAUCUUCAAGGUUGCCCAGCAGGAAGGCAUCAGUGCUUUGUAUACCGGUUGCUCCAUGCUCAUCAUGGGCACCACCGCCAAAGCGGCGGUCCGAUUCCUCUCCUACGACACCAUCAGAAAUUCUCUAUCCGAUGAGCACGGGUCGCUCUCGCCAGCACGUGGCAUUCUCGCCGGUGUCGUGGCAGGAGCAGCCGAGAGUGUACUGGCAGUCACUCCGACAGAGAGAAUCAAGACAGCGCUAGUCGAUGAUGCCAAGCACGCCAAACAAUUCCGGUCAAGUACGCACGCUGUGCAGGUGUUGGUUCGCGCCCAUGGGAUCAUGGAACUAUACCGAGGCCUUAUCCCCACGACACUCAAACAAUCAGCAACCUCUGCAGUGCGGAUGGGGACCUACAAUAUCCUCAAAGAGGUGGCCAAGGCACAGGAACUGGCCCCGAGUGUCUUCACGACCUUUGGAAUGGGAGCCCUCGCUGGGGUCGUCACGGUCUACGCGACGCAGCCUUUUGACACUGUUAAGACACGGGCGCAGGGCGUCCAGGGGGCAGGCCUCGUCGAAGCAGUCCAGAGCGUGUACCACGCGCAUGGAGUCCGGGGGUUCUGGAAGGGCAGUACUAUGCGGCUGGGAAGGUUAUUGCUCAGUGGCGGCAUUGUAUUCUCCAUAUAUGAGCAGAUGACAUCGAUCCUACAAUAG